AUGUCCUGCUGCUCGCACUAUCAUACAGUUCCCGCUCUCACCCCUCGCCUCCCUCGUGCCCAUCGUGCCACCCGCGCCACCCCACGUGCAUCCAGACAACUGGCCUGCAGCCGCCUGCCAUGCUGUGAGCCCACCAACAACCAACGCGCUGGCCCCUGUCUGCCACGCCAAUAUCCAACAUUCCUUGCAAUCCCUCGCGGCGCUCAUCCCCUCCUUGCUCCACCUCGCUUGUCCCUCGACCGGUCUCCCUCAGCCCCUCACUCACCACGCCACCACCGCUCCCUUCCCGUCUCUUUCGCUAAUUCCCCUACCUCACCCCUCCCCACACCUAUUACUAGUAACGCGCUUAACACGUCGCUCCCCUCCCACCGAACAAGCCCUUUCUGCCCCGUCCCGCUGCCACGACUGCCCCGCCAUUCUUACCGGCCCUAUCUGCUCACCCGCUCGAACGCGCGCUCGUCGGGCCACCACGCCUGCACGAGCGCCGCCAGGUGGAACGCCGCCUCGCAGCCCUCCGCCGCAGCCAAUACGGACGCGCCAUCUGUCACGUCGCCGUACGCGCGCUCCGCCGCCAACGGCAGGAAGCCCGUGGCUCCUGUCACUAGAAUCCGCAUGGCGGCGCAGUCGCAAGCGCGGAGGGAUGUACCACGAGCGGAGUCGAGCGCCAAGCUGCCCUGCGCCGUAACUGCUGCUUCUUCCGCCGCUGUCGAAGCCAUGUGGGACGGCGAGGAGGAGGACGAUGACAGAGUGUGCUACACGCGCGCGGAGUAUCGGGCGGGGAGGCGCGAGAGGGCUGUGCGCGUUUACACUGUGAACGAUGAGUCAAGGUACCUGAUGGUGUGCAACGUGCCGGCGCUGGGGUGUGUGGGCGACCUGCUUCGACUCUUCUCUGUGCAUGGGCCCAUCGAAGAGCACCGCAUGAUGGACGAGGAGGACGCCCCUGCCUUCACCGACGUCGUGUGGCUCAAAUUCACCCACCUGCACCACGCCAGGUUCGCAAAGAGAAAGUUGGAUGAGUAUCCAUUCAUGGGCACCACAUUGAAAGUUUCGUACCUGCCGGGGCACGAGGCGAUGGAGGACACGUGGGCGAAGCUGGAGGAGCGACGGCGAAUCGUGGCCGUCCGUUGCCGACGGCUGGCGGAGGAGCAGGCGGGUUCGCAGACGGCUGGAGGGCAGGAUGACAGCACGGCGAGGCACACUGAGGUGUCGGCAGGGAUGGGUGUCACUUCACCGGCAGCAGUGUUGGCAUCAAGAGCUGCAGCACCAGUAGUAGCAGCAGCAGCAGCAGCAGCAGCAGCAGCAGCAGGCAGCAUCCCGCCACUGGCACCCCUUCCUCCGCCGCGUCCCCAGGCACCACCUCUGCCUCUCUCCGGCGUCACGGCACUCCCUCCAUGCUCACACUUGCAGCACGCCCGGCCGCAUCAGCAGCCCGCCCAGCCGCAUGAACAACACAUGGCAGCAGGUGGCAGCAGCAGAGCAGUCAACACAGACACGAGCACAGGCAUGGUCACUCUUCCGAGCAGCAGGCACGCCUGCACCACCCCUCUCACCAGCGCCACCACCCAGCAGUGCGGCAGCAGCAGCGCCCCCCCCCAAUGGCCGCGAUACUUGGGAGUGCCCUCCAUGGAUGCCGCGGUGGCCCGUGUGCGAUCACACCUCGCUGCACUGCACGCCCCACCACAUCCCCACAGCACCUCGCCUAUUGUAUUCUGCCUGUUCGCCCUCCCUAGCUCUGCGCUUUGCUCUCCUUACGCCCUGCCCUUCACUCGAUCGUCUUCUUCUCCACCCCUUCCUUAUCCCCUCCCGAUUCCCCUCUUCCUCUCCCCUUCCCCCCCUCCUCUCCCUGCCCCCCUCCCCACAUCCUGCUCGGUUGAUUUGUCUGCGCCUUAUGAACGCUCCUACUGUCCUUUCCACAACACUCGUUGGCCAUGUCCCUUGUGCACAGCUACCAUCUCCUCAGCAUGUCCCUUGUGCACAGCUACCAUCUCCUCAGCAUGUCCCUUGUGCACAGCUACCAUCUCCUCAGCAUGUCCCUUGUGCACAGCUACCAUCUCCUCAGCAUGUCCCUUGUGCACAGCUACCAUCUCCUCAGCAUGUCCCGUGUGCACAGCUACCAUCUCCUCAGCAUGUCCCUUGUGCACAGCUACCAUCUCCUCAGCAUGUCCCUUGUGCACAGCUACCAUCUCCUCAGCUUGUCCCUUGUGCACAGCUACCAUCUCCUCAGCAUGUCCCUUGUGCACAGCUACCAUCUUCAGUCUCUGCCCCAUCUUCAGUCUCUGCCCCAUCUUGAGUCUCUGCCCCAUCUUCAGUCUCUGCCCCAUCUUCAGUCUCUGCCCCAUCUUCAGUCUCUGCCCCAUCUUCAGUCUCUGCCCCAUCUUGAGUCUCUGCCCCAUCUUCAGUCUCUGCCCCAUCUUGAGUCUCUGCCCCAUCUUCAGUCUCUGCCCCAUCUUCAGUCUCUGCCCCAUCUUCAGUCUCUGCCCCAUCUUGAGUCUCUGCCCCAUCUUCAGUCUCUGCCCCAUCUUGAGUCUCUGCCCCAUCUUCAGUCUCUGCCCCAUCUUCAGUCUCUGCCCCAUCUUCAGUCUCUGCCCCAUCUUCAGUCUCUGCCCCAUCUUCAGUCUCUGCCCCAUCUUCAGCAUGUCCCUUGUGCACAGCUACCAUCUCCUCAGCAUGCUCUGCUGCCCCGUCCAUCCCUCCGCCGCCUUCCAUCCCUCCGCCGCCUUCCAUCCCCAACUCGCCUCCCAUACCCCCCGCCUUGCCUUCCUAGCCUCCCAGGCACCAUCUCUCCCCCCCGGGCGCUGCAUAUCGCAGGGCGGGCAGUGGCCGCCCUUUUGGCUGCACGGGAAGCUUCCGCGAAAGAGCCCGAAGGGCGGCGCGCAGGAGCUGACGCUAAAGGAAGGCGGGGGGAGGGGGAGAGGAGGCGGAGGGGAAGGGGGGAAGAGGCGGGGGAGCGGAGGCACCUGGGUGGUAGCGUGCGUUGGAAGCCUCGUGGGAUUGAGCGGCCAGCAGAAGCAGAUGACGCUUCUGCUUUUGCAGCGGGCCAGCGGUGGGGGGAGUGUGGGGGCUGUGCUGUGCGGUGUGCCCCGUCUUCACGUUGCCCCCUUGCCUCUCGCGUGUUAUCAUGUCCCUUCUCCCCCCCUGUGCCGCUCUUUGCUGAUUGCAUCUGCCCCCUCCCCGUCCCCCUCUGCUCCCUACCUUUGCCACUGCCCGCUGCCCCCCCCUUGCCGUCCCCCCGCCUCCCCUUGCACGCCCCCUGCUUUGCCCUCCCCCCGCAUUGCCGCCCCCCCCCCUCGCCCAUCCCCCAGGCGGCUGGUGGUGGGGGGGGAGCCCACAGACGACUGCAUUGCCAAGUGGGAGGCGCUGCAGUGUGCCACGUGUCACCCCCUCAUUGGCACACAGCACGGGCCGCCCGCCAUCUGCAACUCGUUCUGCCAUGCCGUCUUUUCUGCGUGCGGCGCGGCAUUUUUCGCAGCGGAUGGCACCUCCCAGCACAUCUUCCCCUGUGGCCGCCGCGACACGCUCUGUGCUCGGGCCGACUCCCUUGCUUCCUCCGGCCGCCAGUUCUGCCAGCUGGCGGGCUUUGGUUGGCUGCCCGACUCGCACGGGGCGGGGGUUCAGAGGGGAGGGGGGCGAGGGGAGGAGAUGGGGGGGAGAGAGGACGAGGAGGGGCAUGAGAGGGUGUGCUUUGAUGGCACACUCCCUUCUGCUGCUGCUGUUGUGAGGGGGAGGCACAAGGGGGCAGGGGGGAAGGGGGAGAAGGGGAGUGGUGAGGAGGAGGAGGCGGAGGAGGAGGGCGGUGGGUGGUGGGAGCAGUGGGCGGGCGGUGAGGGGGGGAGGCCGUUUGGGGGCAGCGUGGUGUGGAUGGUGUGCGGCCUCGUGCUCACUGCUGGCCUUUCCUACAUGCGGUCAGUGCGCCUCCCUCUCACUCCGGUGCCUUCACCACCCUCCCAGCAUCACCUUCCCUCACCCCCCUCCUCCCUUCCCUCCCCACCCCCCCUCCUCGCCGCCCCUCCUCGCCCCCCCUCCUCGUCCCUCCCCUCCUCACCCCUCCUCGUCUCCCCCGUGCGUGGCAGGUGGGUGGCGGCACGCAGCCGGCGCAGGAGGCUGUUUAUGGGGCUCAUCAAGCGGGCAGGGGGCGGGGGGCGGCAGCAGCAGCAGCAGCAGGUGGAGGGCGUGAGGGCGCGGCAGCAGCAGCAACACAACGAGGCUGCUCUGGCUGCUGCUGCCCCCCCCACCUCCACCACCACUGCCUCCGCCGCUGCUGCCACCACCACUGCGCGCAGCACCGCAAGGCAGCCUCGCUAA
Messenger RNA from Closterium sp. Naga37s-1, 4302 nucleotides. Lineage: Eukaryota; Viridiplantae; Streptophyta; Zygnematophyceae; Desmidiales; Closteriaceae. The record is from the annotation of a GenBank genome assembly.